This is a messenger RNA of Paramuricea clavata, 1135 nucleotides long. Lineage: Eukaryota; Metazoa; Cnidaria; Anthozoa; Malacalcyonacea; Plexauridae. The record is from the annotation of a GenBank genome assembly.
AUGAAAGAUAAGCCGUUUAAGCUCGAUUCCUUGCGAGACCUUCUGCAUUAUGUGAGUAACGAUUCUUACCAAACUGUUUUGGAUGACAAAUCCGGAUAUGAUCAUAUUUUCUUGACGGAGGCAAGCCACACUUAGUUUGGUUUUCAGUGGGCGAAAUGGUAUUUUACUUGUUGCACACUUCCUUUUGGUUGGAAAAUAUCACCGUAUGUUUAUCAUCUACCGGUUUGCUCGCCACACAUUUUUUUCGUUCGAUCAAGAUUCCAUGUCUUCUGUAUAUUGAUGACCGACAUAAUGGACAACUUCAGGUACCUUUCAAUGAGGGUGCAUAUGCCCCUCUUGAGACGGACGAUAUUCGGAGAUUGGCUGCCGCACAAUCAGCAAUUUUUCUUGUCGUGUAUUACCUAGUUGCUUUGGGUUAUUUUCUGGGAUUGAGUAAGUCAAUUCUCGUUCCAUUGAAGAUCGUCCCAUAUCUCGGUUUCGAGUGGAUUCGAUUCAUCAAGCGUUUAGAUUGAUUGUCACUAAGCGCCAUUGCUUUCUACAAUUGGUACAUGAACUACUAGGUAAACCGAAAGUAACUGUUCGUGAGGUGCAACGUUUAGCGGGAAAGUGUGUCGCUUUUUCUCUGGCUGUCCUGGCGGCAAAGUUAUUUACCAGUCGUCCUUUUCCCCUAACGGAUGAUUUGAAGGAUGAGAUCUCGCAUUGGUUAUUUCUGGCCAAUUGGGGUGAGCCAUUGCCCUGGCGAGAUGAAAAACAUAUUGUUGUAUCUAUGGCCACUGACGCGUCAAGUUCGGGCUGGGGUGGCGUGAUUUUGUUGCCCAUUUCCAAGAAGGUUUCAGAUUACUGGGUUGGAGAAGAAUGCAAUUGGGAUAUUGCCACCAAGGAAGCUAUGGCCAUUGAUCGAAUGCUUUUAUCAAAUUGUGACUUUCUUCGUGAUACUCGCGUUGAUGUUCACGUUGAUAAUCAGGCCGUUCUUCAAGCCUGGAAUAACGAACAGGGACGGAGCCAUAUGCUUAUUCAGGCGCUCAAGAACAUAUUCUUUACCACGCUGAAUAUGAAUGUUGCGUUACACCUCAUCUAUGUUCCUACAAAGGCCAAAACCCGGCUGAUCUACCGUUGCGCCGUUUGUCAUACAUAG